GAAAUGGAAGUUCAGGAGGCACUAGCUUAUAGUAAACAGUAUAAGUCUUUUCUUGGGCUAGUAACUCUUGGGAACACUUCUGUAAAAGCAAAUCAUUUAUUAGUGUUCCUCAUCAGAGGCCUCUCAACAUCUUGAAAACAUAUUAUUACCUACCGUGCAACUGCAUCUUCAAUAAAAGGUGAAGAUAUUAAGAAUUUUUUGUUUCAUGUAAAUGAACACUUGAAAGCUAUUGGCUUAAAUGUGGUAGCCGUCUAGCAUAAGUAUCAAUAGUAUUGCAUAGUCUAAGUAAUAAAUACAAAGGUAAAAAUAAUCGGACGACCAUGUGUAAAACCCACGUACCAACCGUCGAGGAUUUUUUGGAGUGCAUUGAGGCGGCUCAAAAUUCUCUCGAUUCCAGCCGGAAUCUUAAAAAAGUGUCACGAUUGUAUCAGAGACAACCUUCAGAAAGCCGCGGACAUGUUCCUAGUACUUUCCGUCACUUACAACAACCUCAAAUGGCAAAAUAAGCAAGAGUUGAUAACCCUACCUGCCCGGACUCAACGUCCACCCACCGCCCCAAAUACAGGAAAGUCUUACGCUGACAUUUUGAAGCUCUGACCCCACCUCGAAACGAUAAGGUGGUAUUAGUAUAUAAUACUGAAGAAGGCAAGAGUAUUCAAGAUAAAAUGGAAAGUCUGACAUCGAGCAUAGACCUCACCAAGUUUAAGGUGGGGUAAAAUCACAUAGACCCAUCAAAGAUGGUGUUUUAAUAAAUUGUAAUACUACUGAAGGGGCAAAGAGACUCGUAGAAUGUCUUAGCAAGAGGGGCGACGUGCGGGUCAGGUCCCCAGGGCUAAAGGGCCCCCGCAUCAUCAUACCGAAAGUCGGCUGGGGCACAGAUGAGGGCUCAAUAUUGAAAUUCAUCGAAAGUCAACACGCCGACCAACUAGAAGACAUUCGAAAACACAUUCAAAACGUCUUUUUCAUCGGUAAAGAGAACCACGGAUUAUUUUUAUUUAAUAAACAUUUUAGGUUUAUAUAGAGAAGUCAUAAUUCUUUUUUCUUUCAAUUUUACACUCUGUGAUUAUAAAAUAUAUUACUGUUAAUUAGAAAAAAUAACCUAGUUAAAAAGUUUUAAGAAUUUUCUUUUGUUAAUGUGCCAUACUGUAAGGGACUGUGAGGGUCAGGGAAUUUAAAACAAAUUUAAGUGGGAAUCCUGUACAUAUUUCAUACUGUUUUAAAUUUUAUAGAUUUACAUACUAACUUUUGCAUUAUUUUUUUCAGAUUUUGCUAUCUAUGCUGCCACAGGAACCAGCAAGGAGAAAAGCACGAAUUCCUAAGGAAACAUCUGUUUUAUUUUCUCUGUGGUUUAUGGGGAACCAGGAGAGCUACCGUGGUGUAUGUGACCGCUUCGGGUUAGGAUUUGCUAGUGGCCACAGAGAAUUUACAAAAUUCUGUACAUCAAUCUGUGCCUUGUCAAACUCAAUCAUUAAGAUGCCACAGGGUUUUGAGAUUGAGAGAAUAAGACAAGGAUUUCAGAAACUUAGAGUGAAACCAUUUCCAGGAACAAUCGGUUGCAUCGAUGGCACUCAUAUUGCCUUUUCUGUGAGUAAAGAAGAAAAAAAUGAUCAUAUAAAUAGAAAAGGUUAUCCUAGUGUAGUCCUACAGGCUGUAUGUGAUCAUGAGUUAAAAUUUUUGGAUGUUUAUGCAGGUUGGCCAGGCUCUGCAAAUGAUGCUAGAGUUUUUAGGAACAGUCCAUUAUUUAAAAAUAUGGAAGAGAAAGAGGAUUUUAUACCUUCAGACUGCCAUAUUCUUGGUGACUGUGCCUACCCAUUAAAUAAUAAAAUAAUGACACCAUAUAGAAACAAUGGCCAUUUAACAAGAAAGCAGAAGUUAUUCAAUACAAUUCUGAGUUCUACACGAGUCGUAAUAGAACAAGCUUUUGCACAUCUGUUUGGACGAUUUCGGAAGCUAAUUUAUAUCUAUGUACGAAGAAGGGAAUUUGUUCCAGAUGUGAUUGUAGCUGCCUGUGUUCUACAUAACCUAUGUAUUAUGCAUAAUGAUAUUACACCUGGUAUAUAUGAUCAACUGGAUUUACUUUCUUGCCACAGUACAGAACAGUUUGAUGCAGGUAUUAAUAAAAAUGUCAGUGGGGCACAUAAAAGGGAUCAAAUUGCAGAUUACCUUUUUAAUUUAGAGUGUGCAUAACAUCUUUAUACUGCAAGUCAUGACAAAAAUAAUAAUCUUAUUUAUCUGAAUAAAUAUAAACUAUAACAAUUGUUAUAAAACAUUUAAUCCAUUUUUUGGUUAA
Centruroides sculpturatus (bark scorpion) is the source of this 2290-nucleotide messenger RNA. Its product is annotated as putative nuclease HARBI1. Bases 1276 to 2187 code for a protein of 303 amino acids. NCBI's taxonomy places the organism in Eukaryota, Metazoa, Arthropoda, Arachnida, Scorpiones, Buthidae. The transcript has a single exon. The record is from RefSeq and is a predicted model, not a curated record.